Messenger RNA from Durusdinium trenchii, 1449 nucleotides. NCBI's taxonomy places the organism in Eukaryota, Dinophyceae, Suessiales, Symbiodiniaceae. The record is from the annotation of a GenBank genome assembly.
AUGGUGCGCUGCCUCUUCAAUUGUUCUGAACAUGUCGGACACCUCAACCCAACGCUUCCUGUUGUGAAGGCGCUGGUGGAAUCGGGUCAUGAAGUGCACUUUCUAUGCUUGGAGAUGGCACGCAAGAAGAUUGAGGAGGUCGGCGGUAUUUUUCACAACACCAUGGACAUUCAAUCUGAGCUCUAUUCUUCACGGGGUUUGGAAGGAAGAGAGAUUCCCAAACUGGCUGUGUUUAGCAUCAUGGAAGAGCACGGCUUGGAGAUGACAUUCUUGAACUUCUUGAAGUGUCUCAAUGUGAGCUUGGAGUUGGAGCUUCCUGGCACGUUGCGAUUCUUGCGCCGCUUGAAACCGGACGUCCUUGUCUACGACCCUAUCAUUGCCAGCCGAGCAGCGCCUAUCGCAGCCAAAGUCCUGGGAAUUCCUGCGAUUGGCUUGUUGACUUUGGCAGGACCCGGGGCCAUGCGGCGACAUGCACCUGCACUGCUAGAGCCCUUAACUCUGCAAGAAGCUGGAGGUUUGCUCCCUGAGUUUGCUCCACACAUGGAAGCCACCAGACGCAUCAACGAACGCUAUGGCCUGACCUUGAAAUCAACGCACCUUCUCCCAGAUGGCUACUUAGACACUUGCUUACGAAACAACAUCCUGGUCACCACCACGGAACAAUUGCAGGACCCAGUGACAGAAGCGAUCAUGGAGGCAUAUGAGGAAGAUGGCACCACCUUUACUUUUGUCGGUCCUCUACUUUUGCCUUCUGUGCCUCAAACUGUUGACCCAGUCAUCCAGCGUGUGCUUGAAGCACGGGCAGCAGGCACCCGUAUUGUUGCUGUCAGCAUGGGGACAGUGGUUACGGGUGGAGACAAAGUAGCAGGUUGGGAUGCAGACUUCAAUGGCCAAAGCAUCACUGGCCGAGAGCUUUGUCGAGCUGUUUGGGCUGGUACUUUUGAUGCAUGUAUGGGCAAAGAUAUUUUGAUUGUCACCGCGCUGGGCUUGCAGCCUGAACCCCUGCAAGACAUCGAAGUGCCAAGCAAUGCCCUUUGCGUGACAUCAUUUGCUCAAGUUGAGCUGUUGAAAGCUGGGGUGGACGUUUUUGUAACGCAUGGAGGCCAGAAUAGCUUCAUGGAAGCCAUCUCCUUUGCCAUUCCAAUGGUCGUUUGCCCUGGUUUCGGAGACCAGGUGGUGAAUGCUGCAAAGGCCAUGGCGUUGGGUGUUGGCCUCAAAGUGGACCGGCCAGUGAUCGUGAGCAAGGAAGAGGCCCCAGAGGCAGCUAUCAGGUAUCGUGAAGCGCUCAGCGGAGCUUUGCAUAGAGUCUUGUCAGAGGCUAGUUUUCGUGCAGCAGCUGAAGUUCAAGCAAACAGCCUUCGCAGCGCCGCAGGGGUUCCAAUGGCAGUUGAUGUAGUUGUGAAGGCGGCACAAGGUCCGGCUCGCUCUGUAGCAGCUGCUGGGGCCUAA